AUGUACCAUAAGGUAACUACUAAGGUAAGAAGUCCGGCAGGGUUGAGCAAGGAAUUUGAGGUGGCAGUGGGUGUCCACCAAGGUUCGGCGUUGAGUCCGCUACUUUUCAAUCUCAUCAUACAUUAUCUGACUGCAAACUUGCAAAGAGAACCUCCCUGGGAUUUGUUGUACGCAGACGAUAUUGUACUGAUUAGAGAUAGUGCCGAAGAUCUCGAAGAAGCACUGGAGAAUUGGAGACACGCCUUAGAGACCGCAGGUUUGAAGAUCAAUCGUCAAAAGACGGAAUAUAUGCAGUGCCGCCAUGGCUCAAAUAACCAAGAUCGCUCUAUUAACAUUCAAAAUCACCCGCUUAACACUGUCGACCAUUUUAAAUACCUAGGCUCUGUUAUAUCUAACAACGGUACCAUUGACGCAGACGUGACCAACCGCAUCAACACUGGCUGGAUGAAGUGGAGGGAACUGUCCGGUGUACUCUGUGACAACAGGAUGCCGGUGCGUGUGAAAGGGAAGGCAUACAAAACAGCGAUCCGCCCAGCUCUCAUUUAUGGUAGUGAAUGUUGGCCCAUAAAACAGGCCCAUGUGACAAAAAUACACGCAGCGGAAAUGAGGAUGCUCAGAUGGGCUGGAGGUUACCCUUGCCGACAAAGUGAGAAACACUCAUAUCCGUGGAAGCUUCAAGAUUAG
Colias croceus (clouded yellow) is the source of this 684-nucleotide messenger RNA. RefSeq lists its product as uncharacterized. The coding region runs from base 1 to 684 and encodes 227 amino acids. The transcript has a single exon. The record is from RefSeq and is a predicted model, not a curated record. NCBI's taxonomy places the organism in Eukaryota, Metazoa, Arthropoda, Insecta, Lepidoptera, Pieridae.